Molecule: messenger RNA, 2727 nt
Organism: Emys orbicularis (European pond turtle)
Lineage: Eukaryota; Metazoa; Chordata; Testudines; Emydidae
Gene: ADAMTS5
Product: ADAM metallopeptidase with thrombospondin type 1 motif 5
Exons: 8
Coding region: 1-2727 (908 amino acids)
Biological process (GO): extracellular matrix organization; proteolysis
Cellular component (GO): extracellular matrix
Molecular function (GO): metalloendopeptidase activity
Source: RefSeq, a predicted model, not a curated record
AUGGUCCUGAAGUUUGUUUCCCUGCUGCUGGCUGCGGAGUUGCACUUUGCUGCUGCCAAGACCGGAGCUCCAACAGCAACAACAGCAGCACCUGCUUAUGAUAAAACCCAGCCGCCUCCCGGAGCAGCAUCAGCAUCCCCUCACCCUGGCCCCCAGCAGCUGUCCCGGACCAGCGGCCUGGUGCAGAACAUUGACCAGAUCUACUCCGGGGGCGGCAAGGUGGGCUACCUCCUCUACGCGGGGGGCAGCAGGUUCCUCUUGGAUCUGGAGAGGGACGAGCUGGUGGGUCCGCAGGCCCCUGUGCAGCAUCCCCGCGGCUGGGCUCACUGCUAUUACCGGGGCACGGUGGACGGCAGCCCCCAGUCCCUGGCCGUAUUGAACCUUUGCGGGGGGCUGGAUGGCUACUUCGCGGUCAAACACGCCCGCUACACGGUGAAGCCCUUGCUCCGGGCCAAGGGGGCGGCCCCGCGACGGGUCUAUGGGCCCGGCUCCGCCCUGAUCCCGCACCUCUUCCGCAAGGACCAUUUCAGCUUCGAGACGGUACCUUCGCGCCCCAGCUGCGAGACGCGCGGCUCCGGCCAGGCCCCGCCGCUGGGAGGCAAAGGCGGGCUGCGGGGGGGGCAGGAGCGCCCCGCCCAGCCCCAGCUGGCCACCAGUGCAGCGCUAGCCCCGGGGCCCUUUGCUCCGCCCGGCGCCGGGCGCAGGAGCAGGCGCUCCAUCUCCAGAGCCCGCCAGGUGGAGCUGCUGCUGGUGGCUGACGGCUCCAUGGCCAAGAAGUACGGCAAGGGCCUGCAGCACUACCUGCUGACCCUGGCCACCAUCGCCUCCCGGCUCUACGGGCACGCCAGCAUCGAGAACCCCAUCCGGCUGGCCGUGGUGAAGGUGGUGGUGCUGGGCGACAAGGAGAAGGGGCUGGAGGUCAACAAGAACGCAGCCACCACGCUGAAGAACUUCUGCAAGUGGCAGCACCAGCACAACCCGCUGGAGGACGAGCAUGAGGAGCACUACGAUGCCGCUAUCCUCUUCACCCGGGAGGAUUUAUGUGGGCAUCAUUCAUGUGAUACUCUGGGAAUGGCAGACGUUGGGACCAUAUGCUCUCCUGAGCGCAGCUGUGCAGUGAUUGAAGAUGACGGCCUCCAUGCAGCUUUUACAGUGGCUCACGAAAUUGGGCACCUGCUUGGGCUUUCCCAUGAUGACUCCAAAUUCUGUGAGGAGAACUUUGGCUCCAUGGAAGAUAAGCGCUUAAUGUCCUCCAUCCUGACUAGCAUUGAUGCUUCCAAACCCUGGUCCAAAUGCACUUCAGCAACCAUAACUGAAUUUUUGGAUGAUGGUCAUGGGAACUGUUUACUCGACCAACCACGAAAGCAGAUCUUGGGCCCUGAGGAGCUUCCAGGACAAACGUACGAUGCCAUUCGUCAGUGCAAACUGGCAUUUGGACCCGAGUACACAGUGUGUCCUGGCAUGGACGUAUGCUCUCGUCUGUGGUGUGCAGUUGUUCGCCAAGGUCAGAUGGUGUGUCUGACCAAGAAGCUACCUGCUGUGGAGGGGACACCAUGUGGGAAAGGAAGGAUCUGCCUCCAAGGAAAAUGUGUUGACAAAACGAAGAAGAAAUAUUAUUCGGCUUCAAACCACGGUAACUGGGGUUCCUGGGGCCCGUGGGGACAGUGCUCCCGUACAUGUGGUGGAGGAGUUCAGUUUGCCUAUCGUCACUGCAACAACCCAGCUCCUAGAAACAACGGGCGAUACUGCACUGGAAAGAGGGCCAUCUAUCGCUCCUGCAACGUCGCAUCCUGCCCAGCAAAUGCUAAAGCCUUUCGACAAGAACAAUGUGAAGCAAGAAAUGGCUAUCAGUCUGAUGCAAAGGGUGUCAAAACGUUUGUUGAAUGGGUCCCUAAGUAUGCUGGAGUGCUUCCUGGAGAUGUGUGCAAGCUCACCUGCCGAGCCAAAGGGACGGGUUACUACGUCGUAUUUUCUCCAAAGGUGACUGACGGAACUGAAUGUAGGCCAUACAGUAAUUCAGUAUGUGUCCGGGGAAAAUGCAUUCGAACUGGUUGUGAUGGCAUCAUCGGUUCAAAGCUCCAAUAUGACAAGUGUGGGGUGUGUGGAGGAGACAAUUCCAGCUGCACGAAAGUCAUGGGAACCUUUAAUAAAAAGAGUAAGGGCUACACGGAUAUAGUGAAAAUACCCAUGGGGGCAACUCACAUCAAAGUGCGGCAGUUCAAGUCUAAAGACCAGAACAGAUUCACAGCUUACCUGGCCCUGAAGAGGAAAAAUGGUGAGUAUCUUGUCAAUGGAAAAUACAUGAUCUCCACUUCGGAAACAAUCAUUGACCUCAAUGGAACUGUCAUGAACUAUAGUGGCUGGAGUCACAAGGAUGAUUUCUUGCAUGCAAUGGGACAUUCUGCCACAAAGGAGAUUCUUAUAGUACAGAUUCUUGCCACUGACCCAACUAAAGCAGUGGAUGUCCGUUACAGUUUCUUUGUGCCAAAGAAGCAAACGCAGAUGACUAACUAUGUCACGAGCAAUAGCAACAGUAAUAAAGUAACACCACAGCUCACGCAGCCACAGUGGGUGACUGGACCCUGGCUUUCUUGUUCUCGAACAUGCGACACAGGAUGGCAUACCAGGACUGUCCAGUGCCAAGAUGGGCAUGGAAAACUAGCUAAAGGAUGUCUUCUCUCUCAGAGACCAUCGGCAUUUAAACAGUGCUUACUAAAAAAAUGUUAA